GCAAAGAAGAGAGUCUCUUCCUCUCAUGAUGAAUUCCUCUUUUUAUCUGCACACCUUGGAUGUCAACUUGAGCUUUUUGGGAGGCAACAUGUCAGGACCCAUGAUCAAGAGCAAGUCAUCACCCUGUGAGCAAGUGGGCAUAGCUGUUGAGGUGUUCCUGACUCUUGGUAUCAUCAGCCUGUUGGAGAACAUUUUAGUCAUCGGUGCCAUAGUUAAGAACAAAAACUUGCACUCUCCCAUGUAUUUCUUUGUAUGCAAUUUAGCUGUUGCAGACAUGCUUGUGAGUGUGUCCAAUGCCUGGGAGACCAUCACAAUAUACUUAAUAAACAAUAAGCAUCUGGUGAUGGAAGAUGCUUUUGUGCGCCAUAUAGACAAUGUAUUUGAUUCUAUGAUCUGCAUCUCUGUGGUGGCCUCCAUGUGUAGUUUGUUGGCCAUCGCAGUGGACAGGUAUGUCACCAUCUUCUAUGCCCUGCGCUACCACAACAUCAUGACAGUGAAGCGAUCAGGGGUCAUCAUUGCAUGUAUCUGGGCCUUUUGCACUGGUUGUGGCAUCAUCUUCAUCCUUCAUUAUGAGUCUACUUAUGUCAUCAUUUGUCUCAUUACCAUGUUUUUCACCAUGCUGUUCCUUAUGGUAUCUCUAUAUAUCCAUAUGUUUCUCCUGGCUCGGACUCAUGUGAAGCAGAUUGCAGCCCUGUCUGGCUAUAGUUCGGUCCGGCAGAGGAUCAGCAUGAAGGGGGCCAUCACCCUGACAAUGUUACUUGGUGUUUUCAUUGUUUGCUGGGCUCCAUUUUUCCUCCACCUCAUCCUAAUGAUUUCGUGUCCCCAGAACCUUUACUGUGUUUGCUUCAUGUCCCACUUCAACAUGUACCUCAUACUCAUCAUGUGUAACUCUGUGAUUGACCCUCUGAUCUAUGCCUUCCGCAGCCAGGAGAUGAGGAAGACCUUCAAAGAAAUUAUUUGUUGCUAUGGACUAAGAAUGACCUGUGGGUUCCCUAUCAAGUAUUAA
Molecule: messenger RNA, 1006 nt
Organism: Vombatus ursinus (common wombat)
Lineage: Eukaryota; Metazoa; Chordata; Mammalia; Diprotodontia; Vombatidae
Gene: MC5R
Product: melanocortin 5 receptor
Exons: 1
Coding region: 26-1006 (326 amino acids)
Biological process (GO): G protein-coupled receptor signaling pathway
Cellular component (GO): membrane
Molecular function (GO): melanocortin receptor activity
Source: RefSeq, a predicted model, not a curated record